This is a messenger RNA of Tuber melanosporum (Perigord truffle), 3052 nucleotides long. RefSeq lists its product as uncharacterized. The record is from RefSeq and is a predicted model, not a curated record. Lineage: Eukaryota; Fungi; Ascomycota; Pezizomycetes; Pezizales; Tuberaceae. Gene Ontology annotation, biological process: intracellular signal transduction; protein phosphorylation. Gene Ontology annotation, molecular function: ATP binding; protein serine/threonine kinase activity. The transcript has 4 exons. The coding region runs from base 483 to 2612 and encodes 709 amino acids.
UCCACUCACCCCCCCCCCACCUUCCAUCCUAUCCUACAGUAUCCCUCGAGCCCACCGGCUGCCCCUCCACCCGUCGAUUUUCCUCCACUUUCUCCUUGCCCUGAUCUCUUUACCAGAUUUCGCUCACCCUGAGACCUGUCUGAUCCAUUUGUUCCGGAUCCGGCAGGAGUGGAACAUUGCCUCGGCAGAAAAAACUACCGAACCUUGAAUAGCACAAACGGUUACCUACUGCAGGGUGGAAAAAGGAAAACCAAUCUUCUAGCAUAAAAUUAUCGUGGGGACAAGAAGACUUGGAUCCCGCACUAUUGGAAGGGGAAAUACUGAAAGGGGGAAAGGGCUAAGUUUCCGGUAACUUUUUUAUUUGAAGGUUGUGAGGCGUGGAAUCAGAGAUACGGAUUAGACAUCAGAAAUUUCAUCACGAUCCGGGAAACAGCUCAAGUCAACAUCAAACACACGCAAUUGGCCCUCUUGACGGAACCCUAAUGGCUUCUCGAGAUCAGGCUGACAACAAGCUAAAUAAUAGUGGUCGGGAGAAGGAUGUCAUACCAACCAUUGUUUCCUUCCAUGAGGAAACAGAAACAAUUCCCACCUUCAUACUCCCUGAUGGUCACUCUUCAGACGAUCUAUCGGGGGUAGAUCAACAGCUUGACAUCCUCUCCCCCGACUUCCAAGAGUCGUCUCUGCAGCACCGAAGGUUGAGCCUAUUCGAUUACACUCCCUUUUCCUUGCCUCCAUCCAGAGUGCCAACCAUUGAGAGUACUCUUCCUCUUCCUCCCUCUCCUGCUCCUAAUUCAACUUCCUCUCCUCCCCUUCAAGCACUUCGUUCAGAUUCAGAAACUCCGGUUACUUUAUCGCGAAAACCAAUGCAUUCACCACCGCUUACUCCUGCUUCUACUCAUGACCGGGGUCAGUUCAAGCAUACACGUUCGGAGGAGCUUCGGGUACCCGGAAGUCAACCUUUGAAAUUAGCCCCAGGGGACCCGGCAACCAUGACUCCGCAAACAUCUCCACCUCGGCCCGGAUCUACAACAAUUGCAUUGUCAGGGCCGUAUGCGGAGGGCAAUAGCUCAAGACCACACUCAUCAAGUUCGUCCCGGCCCGGCUCGACUGGUGCUGAACUUUCUCAACGACAUAAUGCAACCUUUACCAUCGGGCCCCCUGAAAGCUCCGAGUCAUCCUCGCGGGAUAAUAGCCCUUUGGGUACACCUAUGGAAGCCGGAGCUCCCACGCCCACCUUUCAACCUCCUUCGAGACCAUUUACCCCAGCCGGUGAGCUUGAUGACCCUUAUGCCAGAAGCAAACGACCUCCUCAGUCGAGGAAGUUGGAAGAUAUUGAGCCUCGAUUUAAGUUUGGAAAGGGAGGCAGACACCAUGGCUCGAGUUCGAGUCUUUCCUCGGCCGGCGGGGAAGCUCGAUCGGAUAAAAAGCAUCACUCACAUUUCUCGCUUCACUCACUUGGAAAACAUCAUGACGACAGUUCUACUCUUAGUUUGGGAAACAAGAAGGGCUCAAUGUCCGACCUAAAGAGGUUCUUCAGGUCACCCCAAAAACGAUCCCAGUCACCCGGCGCCAGCUCCAUCCGAAGCUCCAAAUCUUCUGUUAGCCAGGUCUCACUAACAGCGCCAUUUGCCGAUGACCAUGGCCUCGCGAAGAAGUAUGGGCGUUUCGGAAAAGUGCUAGGUUCGGGGGCUGGUGGCUCUGUGCGUUUGAUGAAGAGAUCCAGUGACGGCGUUACAUUUGCUGUGAAAGAGUUUAGAGCCAGGCAUUCCUAUGAAUCAGAGCGGGAAUAUGCAAAGAAGGUGACGGCAGAGUUUUGCAUUGGUUCUACUUUACAUCAUGGCAACAUUGUGGAAACUCUAGACAUUGUCCAUGAGCGGGGGAAAUGGUACGAGGUUAUGGAAUACUGCCCAUAUGACCUCUUCGCAACAGUCAUGACAGGCAAGAUGUCCAGAGAGGAGGUAGCGUGCUGCUUCAUGCAAAUCCUAAGUGGUCUUACCUAUCUUCACAGAAUGGGGCUCGCUCACAGGGACAUGAAGCUGGACAAUGUUGUGAUGAACGAGUAUGGUAUUCUAAAGAUCAUUGAUUUCGGGAGUGCCAGUGUUUUCAGAUAUCCCUUUGAGAAUGAUAUCGUCGAAGCUCAUGGGAUCGUCGGAUCGGAUCCAUAUCUUGCGCCAGAAGUAUGCAAUGACCUGAAAUACGAUCCUCAGCCUGCCGAUGUCUGGUCACUCGCUAUUAUAUACUGCUGCAUGACUCUCCGAAGGUUUCCUUGGAAAGCCCCUCGGCAGUCAGAUAAUUCAUUCAAGCUAUUCUCAAUGCCCCCGGACGCUCCUACUCCUACUACUGUCCAGGGAUCUGGCCAGCAGGUUAAGGGUCCACACCGUUUGCUAAGGCUGUUGCCACGGGAGUCUCGUCAGAUAAUCAGCCGCAUGCUCGACUUAAAUCCUAAAAAGAGGGCCACGCUGGAGGAGAUCUGGAACGAUGAGUGGAUUCGGAGUAUAUUAUAUUGUCAGCAGGAAGAAGGUGGGAAAAUCGUCAAAGGGGUGGGGCAUACGCAUGUACUAGAGGGGCAGUCAGGCGGGAGCAAUGUUAGUACGAGAAAGAGUGCAAAGUGAGUGGUGAGUGUAGGGGGAAAGGAUAAUGGCAUCGACAUCGGGCCGAGAUGUUAAGCCAUAGAUGUAUUAGAGCUUGAUACGACACUAAACAAAAAAGGAGCUAUGGUUCCGUCCUUCGACCCGUAAAUCUUCUGCCCCUUCUCCGGCCUUUCUCCCCCACUCCCUACAACUUUUUUCUUCCCGGCAAAGGCUGGGCUUUUUCUUCUUGCGACCCAAACUCAAAUACUCUCUUCUUCCUGGCCUGGUAUCGGCCGGUGGUUAACAUUCAGCGUUAUAAUAUUAUAUAUAUUUAUUUAUUUAUUUUUCAUUUAUUCCCCCUAUAGGCAUCGAUAUUUGUUGUACUUAUUACUCUUGUUCUCGGUGGGUAGUGUAGGCGAUUAGAACAUUUUUCUCAUAUCAUAGUUUUCCAUACACUAGUUAAAUUAUACUUAUCAAUCUCA